UCUCCGUACUGUUGUUCUCGUGGUUUGCGAGUGUGUUGUCGCAUCCACAGCCAUUUCCAGAUAUCCAGCUUCGGACCACGCGCGAACAAGUCGAGCGCGAUGCCGAGGUGGAUCCAAAUGAUUUAUGGAAGCGGAAAGGUGGAGGAGGAGGGGGAGGGAAGGGAGGAGGAGGUUCGAGUUCGGGGAAGGGCGGUGGUAGUUCUGGGUCGUCGUCGUCUUCUGGGUAUGUUUCUUCUUCGUCCUCAUCUUCGAGGGGAGGGGGUGGUUCGAGUCGGAGUGGAGGGGGAGUGGGAAGUAGUACUUCGUCAUCGUCGCAACAGCGUGGAAGUUCUUCCGGUGCAGCGGGCACGAAGAAUGAUCCGAGUACUGCUGUGGCGGGCACAGACGCAGGAGUUGGAGGAAGUGCAUCGCGCCUUUGGAAGAGACCGGUUAUCAUUCCCACCAUCAUCAUGCUGAGCAGUGGUCGAAGCGGAAGUAAAGGAAGUAAACCCAAAUCUAACUCCCACUCUAGUUCCUCGUCAGGAAAAGGAUCCUCGUCCUCCAACUCCGGAGGCGCAACCAAGACCGGCUCAGGCGUAACCCCAGCGUACGGUGGAGGACGAUACUACGGCGGCGGAGCCACAACUCCCUAUACAUCCGGCAUACGCUCACCUCUCGGCAUCGCGCCCGUAUUCCUCGGCGUAGGACUCCUCUCUUUCUACCCCGGACUCUGGCUCUUUGGAGCAUACAACUACCCGUACACGCAUCCAUACACGUUCCACAACCGCACUGCGACGAACGGUACCAAUACCACUACCACAACAAGACGAGACACCGGCUUCGAGGUCCUGAUCCGACAAACCAGCGACGAGGGCGCCAACCAGACGAAGCCGGUCCUUUGUCUCUGUGCCGUGUACGCAGAAUGUGGAUGUGACGACAACGGGAAUACCACGUUCCUGGAUUCCAUUAUCGGGGACGGUACAUAUGCCAAUCUGAACCAGAGCCUAGUCACAGUCUCGGACGUCAACGGAACGAGCACUAUUGUGUUGAACGGCACUCUCCCAAACGGAACGACGGCUGCGGGAGGGACUGAAGAUGCGUUCUCUGGCGCUGUGAGGAGCUCGAUCGAGAUGAGUGGAUAUUGGGUCAUGGUUGCUCUGGUGGGCAUGACUGUCUAUCUCGUCUAGAUUGACUGGUGGUGGUACUUUUCGUUGUGCAUUCUUGGUUUGGUUGUACAUAUUCCCCGGCGUUGAAAUCGGACAUAUGGUUUGGCGGUUUGAUGAUCAAAAGGGUUAUUGAAUCGCUUUUGUAUUAGUAUUACGAGUCUUCAGUUCUCUUCUUAGAUGAGAUGGGACCUUUGAGAAUGAAAUAACGUUGCC
This is a messenger RNA of Mollisia scopiformis, 1358 nucleotides long. RefSeq lists its product as uncharacterized. The record is from RefSeq and is a predicted model, not a curated record. Lineage: Eukaryota; Fungi; Ascomycota; Leotiomycetes; Helotiales; Mollisiaceae. Bases 450 to 1166 code for a protein of 238 amino acids. The transcript has a single exon.